CCCCGUCCUGCAGGAGCACCCCCCACACACCGGGACACAUCAAUGGUGGAGGCCGUGGUGGAGUUCGACUAUGAGGCUCAGCAGGACGACGAGUUGGGCCUGACGGUCGGUGACAUCAUCGUGAACAUCCGGCGGGACGAUGGCGGAUGGUGGGAGGGAGAGCUGGGCGGACGCAGGGGGCUGUUCCCGGACAACUUUGUCAGGGAGAUAAAGAAAGAGGGGAAGAGGGAUGGAGGACAGGCGAGCAUGAUCAGGUCCGACCUGGCGAACGGCCGGGCCAGCCCCGUGUCGGACCCCGGCGUGCGGCCGGGCAGGAAAGGGGAACAAAUCCGUAAGCGGAGGUGUAAAGCUGCGUUCAGCUACGUCCCUCAGCACGAGGACGAGCUGGAGUUGAAAAUCGGAGACGUCAUUGACAUCAUAACAGAGGUGGAGGAGGGCUGGUGGGAGGGGCAUCUUCGCGGCAAGACUGGGAUGUUUCCCUCCAAUUUCACCAGAGUGGUCCAGGCGGAGUCCGACACAGACACGCCCACCUCGCAGGAGGAUCUCCGCAGUAGUCGCUCGAGUAAAGACAGUCCAGGCAGUGAAAGUGACGGAGGAGACAGUCGGUCGGAAACAGGGUCGGGAGAAAUCGUGCCAAAGAAGGUCCGAGGGUUUGGAUUCGGUGACAUCUUCAAAGACCAGCCCAUCAAGCUCCGACCUCGCUCCAUGGACAUCGACUCGGAGGGCGACAAGGUCAACGAGGGGAAAGCAGCGAGUGUCGGACCUGAAACCAUGAAGACAGAACCUGACAACAAGACUAAAGGGCGGGAGCAGUGUAAAGUUCUCUUCCCGUACGAAGGCCAAAACGAAGACGAGCUGUCGAUCAAAGAGGGAGAGAUCGUCAACAUCAUCACCAAGGAGUGUGCGGACGCCGGCUGGUGGAUGGGGGAGAUCGGGGGGAGGCAGGGCGUCUUCCCGGACAACUUUGUGAAGCUGCUCGAGCCGGAGAAGGAGAGACCCAGGAAGCCGCCGCCCCCCAGCGCACCUUCAGCCAAAAACACCACAGAGAAAAAGCCGGAGGUCAGGAAGGUUCCUCCUGAGCGUCCGGAGCAUCUGCCGCAGAGAGACCAGGAGCGAGGUGAAGAGGUGAAGGUCGGAGACAUCCCCAAGCCCUCCCUCCCAUCCCACCUUCCCAAGAAACCCCUCCCCCCAAGGACAAGCUCCUCCUCUUCCUCCCUACCCCCGCGGCGUCCUGAGCGACCCCCUCCUGUAGCGUGUGAAAGCCCCAAGUCAGAGGGCGGGGCUUCGCCACCAGAUUCUGCCCCUGACAGGUCACAUGACACCGAUGUGGACCUGGACGCCGUGCUUCCAUCUGCGGAGAAGCUGAGUCAUCCCACGGUGACGAGACCGAGAGUGACCGACCGCCGGCCGCGCUCGCAGAUCUUCUCUUCUUCUCUGUCCAGUAUCGACCUGGACCCCCCCGCAGCGGAGGACAGGAAGGAGAGAGAGAGAGGGAAGGACGAGCCGGAGCCUGUUCCUGUUCCUGUUCCUGUCCGAUCUCUGGACGUCAUCCUGAGAAAAGGAAUUCCACCCAUUCCUACCCCUGAAGGUAAAGCACCGCUGCCCACCAAGCCCUCCGUCCUGAGCCCCCCGCCCACCGCCCUGCGCCCCAUCUCCCCGUCUUCCUCCUCGGGACUAAGCCCCUCCCCCGAGCUGCGGCACUCGCCCCUGACCCCCCCGACGGUGGAGGAGCUCAGGAACCAGCUGAGAGACCUGAGGACCUCCGUAGAACUGCUGAAGAGCCAGCACAGGCAAGAGAUGAAGCAGUUGUCCAGUGCGCUGGACGAGGAGAAGAAGAUUCGUCUCAGUUUACAGAUGGAAGUAGAGCACAUAAAGAAGAACCUGAUGAAAUAACGACCGAAGCUUCCCUCCGAUCCGAUCACCACGGCGGAGGCCUCGUGUUUUCAAAAGAUUCUUUCACUGUUGGUUCGAGACACUUUGGCCGAGAAAACGUUUUUGUGCCAAACGAUCACCACGAUCACCAUCAGCAGCCAAUCAGCACCAUGGAAUCAGCCGCCUCCCUCCUCCACACGCCUUAUCCUGCGUUUACGUCUUUUAUUUUUAUUUUUCCAUAUAAAGGCUUCUCUGUCUGGUUUACCGUUAUCCGCGUCAGAGCUCGCCGUGCCACCGGUACUGACACCGUGCGUUGCCACGGUAACGGUUGAUGCAACGGAGCUGCGGUUGUCGUGGCAACCUCGCCGGUACUUUUUGUUUUCUGCGAGCGAAGGGAAAGUCGGGACUGGACCCCCGGAGCCCGGAGGUGCAGACGACCCCCGAGCCGACCUGUCUCCACUCUGUGGCCUUUGCCUCGUGUGUGUGUGUGUGUCUGUUUGUGUGUCUCUUUUGUUUUCCAACCCGUGUGAAGACAGAGGCGUUAGACCUGCUCGGUGACGUCAUGUGACCUCUUCUGCCUGGAUAACGUUUUCUGAUUUCAGGGUAAAUCCCAAAUUGAAGCACAUGGUUUAGCAUCAGUAUUAAACACAAACACUUUGUGCACACUGUGUGUUUGAUGCUUCUGUUGUACACUGCAGGCAGGUCACUGUGAAGCAUCGCACAACCACAACACAGGCGUUCCUUCUCUUCCCCUUUAGUGUCAUAAUACACAUUGAGUUUAAAAACUACAAGCAUGAAUCAAAUAAGUACAAGACAAGUGCUGACACUGUAGGUGCUAUUUAAAUGAGUAGUUUGUAAUUCUGGGGUAAAAAACGUUUGUACUUUCUCGAAGCACAGUGAGAUAAGAACUGAUUCCACUUUAAUGUCUGGAAAAUGAAGGAAACAGCUUGAUUCUGUCCAAACGAGACAACAGCCGAAUACGUCUCCUCCAAAACUCAACUGGUUCAACUGAGGAUGAAAAUGUUCGUUUGAGAUUUUACUGUGAAGCCAACUUUUCCCAAGACUUAGUUCUUCGGACGACUUUCGGGAAUUGAGAUAAUAAAACAAAACAAAUUAACUUCCCAAAAAAAACAAGACGCUUCCAUUCACAGAAUCUUGUCCGUCAGCCUCAGAUUCUGUAAACUCCCGUGAACGGAAUCUGUUUAUAGAGAUUACAAGAAAUUGUCCUGUGCAUUUCACUGUGUAAAUCCUCCAACUCUUACUUUUAUACUUAAAAAUAUACUUUAUAUGUACUUUUUACGAAUAAAAGAAAAGCAGAGAACAAGGUUUUAUUACCUGACUGAACCAGGCUUCAAAUUUAGAUUCAAGAAAAGCACAUGUUGUUCAACACCAACAUGCUGAUCUAUGUUGUUCAACUCAAGAGUAUCACCUGGACCAAAACCAUUAUUAUGAAUCCUUUCUUCUUUGUUUUGCUUUUGCACUUUUUUCUAUUAUAAAAAACAUCUGAGCCGAUCACAUCUCGUCCCACAACUCAGACCUGGAGCCACCGGAUGUUCAACAGCAGCUGGAGAUUAAAGUUAAGAACAGUGUUUCAGGAAAUGUGGUGAAAAGUCCUCACAGGUCAAAGAAGAUGGACACGUGUGUGAGUGUGUGUGUGUGUGUGGUAACGUGUGUGUGUGUGCGACUGUUUGCCUCCCGUUCAUAUAUGUACGUGCACAGAGUCUAUGGCAACCCGUCACUGUGGCCUUCCUGCUUAACUCCAAAUCUUUCUUUCUUUCUUUCUUUCUCUUUCUUUCUCUUUCUUUCUUUCUGUCGUACGACAACGAGAAAACUGCUACAACCGAGGCUACAAGUUGUUUUCUUGACUUGGUCCUGUUUCUCCAAGAUAGUGAUAAAUAUAUAUACUUUUAUAUUUCAGUGUAAUAAAGAUGCUAUUAUGUACUGUA
Molecule: messenger RNA, 3818 nt
Organism: Limanda limanda (common dab)
Lineage: Eukaryota; Metazoa; Chordata; Actinopteri; Pleuronectiformes; Pleuronectidae
Gene: sh3kbp1
Product: SH3-domain kinase binding protein 1
Exons: 19
Coding region: 43-1893 (616 amino acids)
Molecular function (GO): protein binding
Source: RefSeq, a predicted model, not a curated record